AGCGAAAAAAUAAGUGGCGUUGAAGGAACGAAACUAGAUGACGAAUUUCUUGACAUGGAGAGGAAAAUAGAUGUUACCAAUAAAGCUGUUGCAGAAAUUCUUUCGAAAGCCACAGAGUAUCUUCAGCCAAAUCCAGCAUACAGAGCUAAGCUAGGGAUGCUGAACACUGUGUCGAAGAUCCGAGGACAGGUGAAGACCACCGGGUACCCGCAGACGGAAGGCUUGCUGGGCGACUGUAUGCUCAAGUACGGGAGGGAACUCGGGGAAGGCUCCACCUUCGGUAGUGCAUUAAUAGAAGUCGGUGAAUCCAUGAAGCUCAUGGCUGAGGUGAAAGACUCUCUUGACAUUAACGUAAAGCAAACUUUUAUUGAUCCACUUCAGUUACUACAAGACAAAGAUUUAAAAGAGAUUGGGCACCACCUGAAAAAGCUGGAAGGCCGCCGCCUGGAUUAUGAUUAUAAAAAGAAGCGAGUAGGUAAGAUACCAGAUGAAGAAGUCAGACAAGCGGUAGAAAAAUUUGAAGAGUCAAAGGAGUUGGCUGAAAGAAGCAUGUUUAAUUUUUUAGAAAAUGAUGUAGAACAAGUCAGCCAGUUGGCUGUGUUUAUAGAGGCGGCUUUAGACUAUCACAAACAGUCCACAGAGAUUCUGCAGGAGCUGCAGAGCAAGCUACAGAUGCGAAUAUCGGCCGCAUCCAGCGUUCCCAGACGAGAAUAUAAGCCCCGGCCCAUAAAAAGGAGUCCUAGUGAACUCAAUGGGGUGUCCACCACCUCAUCAGCGAGGACAACAGGUUCUAACGUUCCCAUGGACCAGCCCUGCUGUCGUGGUCUCUAUGAUUUUGAGCCAGAGAACCAAGGAGAACUAGGAUUUAAAGAAGGAGACAUCAUUACAUUAACCAAUCAGAUAGAUGAAAACUGGUAUGAGGGAAUGCUCCAUGGGGAAUCUGGAUUCUUCCCCAUUAAUUAUGUUGAAGUGAUCGUGCCUUUACCUCAGUAA
Messenger RNA from Puma concolor (puma), 993 nucleotides. Lineage: Eukaryota; Metazoa; Chordata; Mammalia; Carnivora; Felidae. The record is from RefSeq and is a predicted model, not a curated record.